AUGGCCCGAGCGGCCCCUCGGGGAGAGGCCCCGGAGCCUGGGCCGCCUCCCGCCACCGCGGCCACGGAGGAGCAGCUGGGCGGGCCGGGGCCGGGGCCGGGGCCGGGGCGGCGCCCCUCGGGAGGGCCCCGGCGCGUGCUUUUCGCGGACGAGGCCCUGGGGCUGCCCCUGGCCCAGCUGAGGCGCUACCAGCCUUGGGGCUGCGCGGGGCUCGGGGGAGGGCCCGACGACGAUGACGACGACGACAGCGCGGCAGACGAGUCCCCAGUCGAACUGGGCCUGAGCGGGAGCCCCCCCGGAGCGGGGCCUGGGCCCCCCUUCUAUCUGCUGCCCGGCUUCGUGCUGCCUCCGGCCCCGGGCCGGCUAGAGCGCCUGCGCGGCUCCAUGGUGGAGCUGGAGGACCUGCUGCCCCCCGAGGAUCCUGGGGCUCCGGGCCGAGCGCCCGUGUUGCGCGGCCUCAUCCGGGUCCUCAACCUCUCCUACCACAAGGCCGUGCACGUGCGCGCCACCCACGACGGCUGGCUGACCUUUCGCGACCACCCGGCCCACUACGUGCCCGGAGGGAGCAGUUCCCCCGAGGACGGGGGGCAGACAGACCGCUUCGCCUUCCAGCUGCCCUUCGAGCCUGCCAGCGUGGGCGCCCAGGUCCAGGACGGUGCCCGCAUCGACUUCGUGGUGCGCUACCAGACACCCGAAGCCACCUACUGGGCCAACAACCAGGGCAAGAACUAUACGGUGGUGCUGAAGGAGACCUCGGCAGCCCGGACCAAGGGGCUGGGCCUCCCGGGGCCACCCGUGCCACCCCCGACAGCGAAGCACCUUCUCUGGGAGGUGGAGACGAAACAGCUGAAGAGCUGUAUGAAACCUGUCAGACACAGGCAGACUGAGGAGGAACUCAGAAGAGAGAACGUACAUGACCCUGUCUCUUCGAGAGAAUGCCCUGAUGACGGGGACAGGAGAUCAGGGAGCAUAUUAGUAACCCCUCUGCCAUUCCAACCAGGGUCACAGAUAAUACAGGUCUCAGAUGUCAUGGUGGCUAGCUCUCCAGAAAACAAAGGAUCUCACCUGUACCUGCCUGAGACGUUCCUGGAAUACCCACAGACCCCCACCGUCGAAAUCCACCCUUCUGUGCUGAGCUUGGUGCCAGAUCAGGGAGGAGCCCUGGGAGUGCCCCUGUUGGGGGCUGAGGAAGAGGUCGUGUCGGACUUGGCAAGUCCUCUGGGUGAGUGGCCUUCUGAGGGCCACCCUGGAAAGAGCACAGACUUGUUUAGGUCAGAUGAGGCCCAGAAUGAGGAUGCUGUGGACCUGGAGUUGGAACAGCUCUACCUCACCCACCUGAGCCGCUUGAGGGCCGCAGAGGUGGCUGAUGGGGAUUUGGGGGGGAUCCCUGUAACUGAUCCCGACCAAGAUCUCUUCCUGAAGUGGAUGGGUCCAGAGAGAGCCUUGAACAGCUCUCUAGCGGAGGAGAUCACCCUGCACUAUGCAAUGCAAAAUGUGCAGGGGGUGAUGGAGCUCCUUGAAGAUGCUAAAGAAGGUGGUGACGAGGUUGAGGAGCUGGGGGUGUCUUCUGGUGCGGAGGAGGAGGAGGAGGAGGAGGAGUCUGGGGAAGGAGACACACUGAAGGAAUCCCCUCCUGGCAUUGUUACUGGCAUGUGGCUGGCAGGACAGCAUCCAGGGUUCGUCUUGGUCAAGGAUGGGCUCAGUCAGGACCCAGAAGAAGAGGAAAUCCUGAGGUCUGGCAGUUCAUGGUCCUGGGCAGCCCCUGAAAAGAAGCCAGCGGAUACAGACAAAGAAUGUGACCAGAUCAGUGCCAUCAAGGCUGAAGGGCUCUCUUCCUGCUUCCAGGAAAGAAGUGAUCUCUUGCCCAAUAGCAACCCAGUGCAAAAGCCUUCUGGCAUUGCCCAAGGGGGAGGCCUCUGGGAGUUCCCAGGUCAGCUCCAGAAGGCUCUCAGCCAGUCUCUGUGUGUGCUGGGUCUGCUGGUUUUCCUGCCCAUUGUGUGGAAUGCCUGCAUGGCCUUCGUGGGUUUGGCCUUUUAUCUCUCUCUGGCCUGGUUCUCUUAG
This is a messenger RNA of Vombatus ursinus (common wombat), 2061 nucleotides long. RefSeq names its product protein phosphatase 1 regulatory subunit 3F (gene PPP1R3F). Lineage: Eukaryota; Metazoa; Chordata; Mammalia; Diprotodontia; Vombatidae. The transcript is spliced from 4 exons. Gene Ontology annotation, molecular function: protein phosphatase 1 binding; glycogen binding. Gene Ontology annotation, biological process: regulation of glycogen biosynthetic process. Gene Ontology annotation, cellular component: protein phosphatase type 1 complex. The record is from RefSeq and is a predicted model, not a curated record. The coding region runs from base 1 to 2061 and encodes 686 amino acids.